Molecule: messenger RNA, 1983 nt
Organism: Bacillus rossius redtenbacheri
Lineage: Eukaryota; Metazoa; Arthropoda; Insecta; Phasmatodea; Bacillidae
Product: 26S proteasome non-ATPase regulatory subunit 10-like
Exons: 7
Coding region: 347-1501 (384 amino acids)
Molecular function (GO): protein binding
Source: RefSeq, a predicted model, not a curated record
UAAAAACCACUGCUGCCCAGCACUAAGCAGUCCGCUUCCAGGGACGUAGCCAGGGGAGGGGUCCGGGGGGUCCGGACCCCCCCCUUCCCGGUUCACGAGAAAGAAGCUAAACCCGAAGAAAAUACAGAAGAUUUGCUUAGGUUACCUACAGAGAUAGUGUUUGUGAAGGAUUAUUGAUGUCCAUACUGGGCUCCGGUAGUCUCUAUCUUCCCAUUUUUUACUCAACUUUCCUCGAUCUCGGAUUUCAAAGAGGGCAGUAUUUGGUUCCGACAUAAUUUAUUUUUGAUAUCAGUUCACGCACUUCUACGGGCAAAUUUCCUCAGUCAGUCGCAAUCACACGUCUAACAUGGACAAGUUCGUGACGCGGACGAAAAGACAAAGAGUAGCUGACUCUCCUCAGUCUAAUGAAAACGAAGAACAAUCCCGGAACAUUGCCAGCUGUCAUCUCGACCCACCACUUCCUGGACCUGGACCAAGCAAGAUUGUCGAGUCUCAACAAGAUAGGACCUACAUUACACAAGAUGCAAAUCAACAUUAUUCCUGCAGUUCCUCUCACACACCUCUUGGACAAGGAGAAAGCAACACCAACAGAGAUCCAUCGAUGCAAGUGAAGGCAAUGGAUGGAAAGCUGGACAGCAUUAAGGCCGAGUGUGAAGCACUGAGGACACAAGUUGAAGAAACCUCCACGAAAGUGGGAGCAGUUGGCAGUGAUGUCAUCAAGCUGGCAGCAGAACAGCAAGAGUUGAGGAGGCAGGUGGAAAGGCUGUCGGAUGUUGAGCAGGAGAGGGCAAGUAGUCGCAGACUCGACACUGCUGGAGCCACAAGCCUGAGGUCUGAAGGUCUAGAUGAGAUUUCUGGCAGUGGUGUUUCUACGGCUAAGAUAAAGGUCGUUGGAGACUUGGUGCGGCAGUACUGCGGGAGCGGAGACUGGCAGCAGCUGAGGAGGGGACUUCUGGCCGUGCUGGAUGAGGGCUGCGUGGCCCACGGGCAGCUGCUUGCCACGCCCUCACUUUAUGGGAUAGGCCUGGGCGGUCACGAGCAGCUGGCCAGGCUACUGCUCUGCGCGGGGUUGCCCGUGGACCAUGCAGCCGGAGACGGCUUCACGCUGUUGCACGGGGCUGCCGAGGCAGGGCAUGCAGACUUAGCACGGUACCUCCUCACCCGCGGGGCCAACGUCGAAGCACGAACCGGCCUGGGAAGCACCCCGCUGGUGUUCGCUGCGUCUGCCAACCGGCCGCAAGUGGCGGAGCUUCUGUUGAGGGCAGGGGCCAACGUGAACGCCCGGGACCACGACGGCGCGACGAGCCUUCACAGGGCAGCACGCAGGGGCCACAUGCAGGUGGUGCAGGUCCUACUCCGUACUGGAGCGGACGUCGCUGUGAAGGAUAACGUCGGCCGUACUGCUCUGGACAUGGCCAGAGAAGGAGGCCACUUCCCAGUGGUGCAAAUACUCUCCCCGCUGCCCCCCUUGCCAUUGUCUUUUGUUACAGGAACUCUGUGAAUAUCAGUGUUGAAACUGAAAUGGGAUUCUAGAAUUUGUAAAUAUCAAUGAAGGCUGUGGGAUACACUUAUUAUGGCUUAGUCUCAAGUGUUGUAUUUGUUAUUUAGUAUUAAUAUUGUUACUUUUAUUUAAAGGCUAUUACAGUAGCAAACUUUAUUCUCUCUCUCGUGCAGUUUUGUUUCAUCACAAAUUUUCUCAGCAAAUAUUUAUAAUAUGUUAUCUUAAAAAGUACACUGUUAAUAAGUAAGAUCACUUGCAUGCCAUUCGACAACUAAAAAAUGAAACAUUCAGUAAGUAUCUGAUGUCUGAAUUUGAAAUCAAAUAACGAAUGUGAAUAGAGUAUUGUAAUAUACAUUGUAUUUAUUUGCAUAAUGGUCACACAUUUUAUGCAGACAAAAUAAAAUUUUAUCAUUGUACUGUGUGGUUGAAUAUGUACUUUAACAACUAGCCUUUGUUGGUGUUAAAUAAAUAUUUUGUCACAA